CAUAGACCACUCCCUUCCCUAAGCUUCCAAGUAACAAAGCUGUAAUCUUACGAGCUAGUCAUUCUCUUGUGUAUACGCUCCUUCAACUUCAAAUUUGAUACAGAUCACCUGCACCGGAAACUUGUGCCAUUCCUUCCUUACAAAUUGCACAAUGCGGGUCACUACCAUUCUCGGUUUUCUCUCUACAAUCAUUCCUUUCAGUUUCGCCAACACUCAUGGUAAUCACUGGGGCAGACGUCACCAAGAAGUUGCCAUCCGUGCCCGUGGUGAUGUGGAUGUCCUUAAGCGUUCCUUCGAUAACUCUCGGUUCACCUUCUAUGAUGUCGGCUUGGGUGCUUGCGGAGACACCAGUGCUCCCACUGACUUUAUCGUGGCGCUAAAUGUCGAUCAAUACGGCAGUGGAUAUCCUGGUCCAAUGUGCUUCAUGUCAAUCACGAUUUCUUAUGGUGGAAAAACAGCCCAGGCUGUUAUCAUGGAUGAGUGUAUGGGCUGCCCUUAUGGUGGACUUGACUUCUCUACCGGUCUUUUCGACUACUUUGCGGAUGCGUCGGAAGGUGUGAUCUACGGGUCAUGGUGGUUCAAUGACGGAACUGCUACUACGUCAACUAGCAGCUCAACCUGGACUCCUGAGCCUACCACCUCGACUCCAGCGACGACAUGGACUCCUGAUCCUACGACUUCGACUCCAACGCCGACACGGACACCCACUACAUCUUCAUAUACUUCCAGCACUCCGACUCCUACCACUCCGACUCCGACUCCGACUCCUACCACACCCACUCCCGCCACCACUCCCACCCCCUCGACCACCGCCACCACUCCCGCUUCGUCUGCUUCGGUCAAUUACAACUCAGGUGUGGGCAGUGGGAUUGCCGUCCCCACUGGGUCUGCUGUGGCUGCGCCAGACAGCGCCAACCCCCAAAAUCUUCUGGCCUUGAACCAAGCCGUGAUUGAGAUCGGGAUCAUGCUAGUAGCCGAAGAGAGCGGUAUUUAAGGUCGUGCACUGGAACAUCUCAUUUGGACACAGGACGCAGUGUCUAUCUUUAUUACAAUAUUUUACUCGGUUACUUCUUCACAUUUCACACAGCUCUUCUGCACGUUGAGCUCGUAGAUUUGUUGCAGUGCUGUUUAUACCCUUUCCCCUGAACAUUCCGUUGCAUAAAUAUGCUGACUCCGAACUUGCUAGUCAUAUGUUCUCGUGGUCAUAGAUAUUGUAAAAUUCAUGUUGUUUUUCUUCGAGUUGAACUCAAAUCAUGGA
Suillus plorans is the source of this 1258-nucleotide messenger RNA. Its product is annotated as plant expansin. Lineage: Eukaryota; Fungi; Basidiomycota; Agaricomycetes; Boletales; Suillaceae. The record is from RefSeq and is a predicted model, not a curated record. The transcript is spliced from 4 exons. The coding region runs from base 152 to 994 and encodes 280 amino acids.